This is a messenger RNA of Ficedula albicollis (Collared flycatcher), 3378 nucleotides long. RefSeq names its product PDLIM1 interacting kinase 1 like (gene PDIK1L). NCBI's taxonomy places the organism in Eukaryota, Metazoa, Chordata, Aves, Passeriformes, Muscicapidae. Gene Ontology annotation, molecular function: protein kinase activity; ATP binding. Bases 1622 to 2647 code for a protein of 341 amino acids. The record is from RefSeq and is a predicted model, not a curated record. Gene Ontology annotation, biological process: protein phosphorylation. The transcript has 2 exons.
GCGCCGAGCGGGGCCGAAGUGAGGCCGAGCGCGUUCGGAGCGGGUCGAGUGAAGCCGAGUGGGGCCGAGCGGGAUCCGAGCGGGGCCGAGUGAAGCCGAGCGGGCCGAAGUGGGGCCGAGCGGGAUCGGAGUGAGGCCGAGUGAAGCCGAGCGGGAUCGGAGUGAGGCCGAGCGGGGCCAGGGCCGCGGGGCCAGCUCGGUGCCCGCUCGGAACCCGGUGUGCCCGUGUUUGAGGAACGCAGCGCGGUGUUUUCCCCCGGAGCCGUGCAGCUCCUGCCCUUGUUGGCCCGCGCUGGGAUCUCAGUGUUCAGCUCUGGGCUGGAGCUGCGCCUCGGCCCGGGCCGGGAGCGGAUUCUCCUGGCAGCGCGUUUCUCACACACGUCGCAUCUUGGUUCAAAACCUUACUGCAAAUGUCUGUCACACAGCUUUGCUGGAAGGUUAAAAUAUCUCUGUGGUAUUGCCUGAGACUGAUUAUACCUUUUUUCUCUCUCUUUUUCCUUUUUUUUUCCUUUUUUUUUUUCCUUAAAAUUGCCUAAAGCAGUGGAAAUACUUGAAAACUUCCUUCUAAUAACAGGCCCUUCAAUGUGGUCCUUAUUGCCUGACAUAAAGAGAAUUGCCUUUAUCACUGGCUGUCUUAAAGCUAUUGUUCUGAUCUAUCAGUGUGAUUUUAUUUAUUUAUUUACUUUUGGUUUUGUGUUUCAUUCUGUUUGACCAGUGAACAUUGGCUAGUCAAGCUUUUAUUUUUUAUUUUAAUUUAUUGCUGUCUCUAGACAGUGUCUCAUUUUGGUUUGGUUGUGUGAAGGUGGUGCUGGUGUUUGGUUUGUAAUCUUGCAGGGCAGUGUGCAGGGAGGGUCAUAAAUCUGCAGUAGGGUUUGGCGGCUUUUUUUAUUUUUUCCCCUUCUUUUUUUUUUUGUGUGUGUGUGUCUUGUUUUACUUUCAGAGCAAUAACUUAACUUUUGUCCUUGCUCUGUUGAGCAAAAGUGAAAGUUAGAUGCUGGGUGCAAACUUCUGCAAUCAGUUAUCCUUUUUAACCUUUCAUAGCUGUAGAUUCCUCAUGCAGAGGAGGCUUGGUGAAAAAUCAGUCACCUCCAAAAAAACUAAAUCGGGAGCGAUUGAAGCUUUCUCUUCUCUGAGUAAAACAGCUUAAUUAUAACAGAAACAUUUGCUCCUGCAGUCACCUCCAGAAAAAGGCAGUUAAUUAAAAAUCUGUUGCUGGAUCAGCUGGGACCUCGUGUGCUCUCCAGGCUGGAUGGGGAGCAUGACAGCCUGCUGUUAUUCCUGCAGAUGCUCACGGAAGACACUGAGGCAGAGGAGCAGGAGCGUUCUGGCUAGUCCUGCCUCGGCACCAUACCAGUCUAGGUUUGAGUUGUUGCCACCUUGAGCACGCCGGGGCUGUGUUUGAAAUCUUAACAGCAAGAUGUGAUUUCACUUCCCUCCCGGCCCGUGGCAAGCAGGUGCAGGUUUAUGGAGGAGCUCCUGGAAUGUUCUAGCGCUGAACCCCCCUUAACGGCGGGGUCUGGGCAGGCCAGCCCCUAGGGGGGGACUAAAACAGCCGGGUUCCUGUGCCUAAGUUUUAGUUCUGUGGGUUUCUCCCCCUUCCCCAGAACCUUUGCUCUUGAAGAUGGUGAGUAGCCAGCCUAAGUACGAUCUAAUUCGGGAGGUUGGUCGUGGCAGUUAUGGUGUGGUGUACGAAGCGCUCGUCAGGAGGACCUGUGCCCGCGUGGCCGUGAAAAAGAUCCGGUGCCACGCUCCCGAGAACGUGGAACUGGCUCUGCGCGAGUUCUGGGCCCUUAGCAGUAUCAAGAGCCAGCACCCCAACGUCAUUCACCUGGAGGAGUGCAUCUUGCAGAAAGAUGGCAUGGUGCAGAAGAUGGCCCAUGGCUCCGGCUCCUCCCUGUAUCUGCAGCUCGUGGAAACCUCAUUAAAAGGAGAAAUAGCCUUUGACCCCAGAAGUGCUUACUACCUGUGGUUCGUGAUGGAUUUCUGCGACGGGGGGGACAUGAACGAGUACCUGCUGUCGCGCAAGCCCAGCCGCAGGACCAACACCAGCUUCAUGCUGCAGCUCAGCAGCGCCCUGGCCUUCCUGCACAGGAACCAGAUCAUCCACAGGGACCUCAAACCCGACAACAUCCUCAUCUCCCGGGGCAGGGCGGGCGGCGGCGAGGCCGAGCCCACGCUGAAGGUGGCGGAUUUCGGGCUGAGCAAGGUGUGCUCGGCCUCGGGGCAGAACCCCGAGGAGCCCGUCAGCGUCAACAAGUGCUUCCUGUCCACCGCCUGCGGCAGCGACUUCUACAUGGCCCCCGAGGUGUGGGAGGGGCACUACACGGCCAAGGCUGACAUCUUCGCCCUGGGCAUCAUCAUCUGGGCCAUGCUGGAGAGGAUCACCUUCAUUGACAGCGAGACCAAGAAGGAGCUGCUGGGCAGCUACGUGCGCCAGGGCACGGCCAUCGUGCCCGUGGGCGAGGCGCUGCUGGAGAACCCCAAGAUGGAGCUGCUCAUCCCCGUCAAGAAGAAGUCCAUGAACGGCAGGAUGAAGCAGCUGAUCAAGGAGAUGCUGGCGGCCAACCCCCAGGACAGGCCCGACGCCUUCGAGCUGGAGCUCAGGCUGGUCAACAUCGCCUUCAGGGACAGCAGCUGGGACACGUGAGGGGCUGAGCUCAGCACCAGGGGGUGAUUCUCACCCAGCUCUGUGGCUGAGCUCAGCACCAGGGGCUGAUUCUCACCCAUUGAUGGGCUGAGCUCAGCACCAGGGAGUGAUUCUCACCCAUUGAGGGGCUGAGCUCAUCACCAGGGGCUGAUUCUCACCCAUUGAGGGGCUGAGCUCAUCACCAGGGGCUGAUUCUCACCCAUUGAGGGGCUGAGCUCAUCACCAGGGGCUGAUUCUCACCCAUUGAGGGGCUGAGCUCAUCACCAGGGGCUGAUUCUCACCCAUUGAGGGGCUGAGCUCAUCACCAGGGGCUGAUUCUCACCCAUUGAGGGGCUGAGCUCAUCACCAGGGGCUGAUUCUCACCCAUUGAGGGGCUGAGCUCAUCACCAGGGGCUGAUUCUCACCCAUUGAGGGGCUGAGCUCAUCACCAGGGGCUGAUUCUCACCCAUUGAGGGGCUGAGCUCAUCACCAGGGGCUGAUUCUCACCCAGCCUGGGGCUGAGCUCAUCACCAGGGGCUGAUUCUCACCCAGCUCUGCCGUUUUCCCCACGGGAAUGUUGGGUUGGCCCAGGUGGGAAAUGCCAGGCUGCUCCCAGGGUGUUUCUCAGCCUGCACCAGCAGGAGGAUGUUGCAGAGAGCCGACACUACUUGAUCCCAGCACUCUGCCACGGAGUGUCUCACACAUUCCAGUUUCCUAUGUCAGUAUUAGGAACUCUCAUGGAAAAAAAAAAA